CUGCAGGAAAUAUGUGGUCUAGCCUGGUCUCCCGAUAAGCAGUAUUUAGCCUCGGGUGCUAACGACAAUUGUGUUGCUGUGUGGCCAGCGAAUAUCAUUUCAGAACGAACCAGUGGCAUACAACCUCGCAUCACACUGACCGAGCACCAAGCUGCGGUGAAAGCGUUGGCAUGGUGCCCCUGGAAACCGAAUCUAUUGUCUACCGGUGGCGGAACAAACGACCAUACGCUGCGGUUCUGGAAUGCAAAUACAGGAAACUGUGUUAAAUCGGUCGAUGUGGUCGCUCAGGUUUCCGGUAUCAUUUGGAAUUCAACAUAUCGGGAAAUUCUGACUUCUCACGGUGGUCCGAAGAACCAGUUGGUCAUUUGGCGAUACCCGGAUAUCAGUCGUGUGGCCGAUCUGAUGGAACACCAGGGUCGUAUCCUUUGUGUCUCCGCCUCUCCGAACAACGAGAUGGUGGCCAGUUGUGCAGCUGACGAGACUUUACGGAUUUGGCACUGUUUCGAGGUGGAUCAUUCAAAGAAGCGUGCCCAAGAGAAAACCCAGCGUGCCUCGGAAUACACUCGAACAAUCCGAUAA
This is a messenger RNA of Echinostoma caproni, 579 nucleotides long. Lineage: Eukaryota; Metazoa; Platyhelminthes; Trematoda; Plagiorchiida; Echinostomatidae. The record is from the annotation of a GenBank genome assembly.